AUGGAUUCACGCAACUAUGCAUUCAAGGCUUUUGGUGAUGGAGACCACAUUUACGCCAGUGUUCAUUGGCCUAAGCAACGAAAGAAUCAACCAUACGGCAUAGCGCUCGCCUUCCACGGUGGUGGCUUUGUUGUCGGUUCCAGAAACAUGUUACCCAUGGAGCAGAUAGAAUAUUUGGCCAACUCUGGGUUGGUCGUUGUUUCAGCCGACUAUCGACUGUGUCCCCAGGUCUCAUUGUACGAAGGGCCCAUACAAGAUGCCAAGGAUGCCUACACAUGGUGCAAAAGGGAUCUUCCAGCGCUGUUGAAAAAUGACGAGAGUGUUGAUGUGGAUCCUUCCCGCAUUGUCGUAUUUGGGCAUUCAGCUGGUGGUUGUUUAGCUUUGCACACGGGUGCCCUCCCAGAUCCACCGCGUGCAAUUCUCGAUUUCUACGGCGUCAAGUGCACGACAGAUCGUUUCUGGUUUGCGCCCCUCCCAGCCCUCGCAAUGAUACCGUCACUUGAGGAUGCAUUCCUCAACCAGAUCCACAGCGAGCCAGUCCUCUCCAACACGAUGCUUUCCCUAGAGCGCGCGGCAAAUACAAACACGCAACCAAAAACAAAGGGUUUACCUCGACCUGACCUUUCUAUCCCGAGAAACGCAUGGCUUUUUGUUAAACUGAAGGAGGGCACGCACCUCCCGGGCAUAGUCCAGGAUGGGGAUUAUGAACGUAUUGAUCCCGUUAGAUCCUUCUCGGCUAACUUCCCGCCGACAUUUUUCGUCCACGGCAAUGCAGAUGCUAUGGUCCUCCCAGAAUUUAGUGUUAAGGCCCAUGAGAAGCUUCAAAGUCUUGGGGUUGAGACUAGAAUUCUGCUACCUGAGGGAAAGUCUCAUGGGUUUGAUGUUGGAGUCGAGCCUGAAGAUGAAGACUUUGCUAGUAUCCGUGCAGGACUUGAUUUCUUGGUCCAACACGUGUAA
Molecule: messenger RNA, 957 nt
Organism: Penicillium paradoxum
Lineage: Eukaryota; Fungi; Ascomycota; Eurotiomycetes; Eurotiales; Aspergillaceae
Product: alpha/beta hydrolase
Exons: 3
Coding region: 1-957 (318 amino acids)
Biological process (GO): proteolysis
Molecular function (GO): serine-type peptidase activity
Source: RefSeq, a predicted model, not a curated record